AAAUUGUGGAAAACCGCAUGAAUUGUAUGUGUUUAACGAGUGUCAACUGGGUGUAGGCUCCACACGUAGCAGCAGAGAUCCGAAAUGUAUCGUUUGCUGAGCUCAAAUCGAGCCGCAGCCAUGCACAAGGUGCUCCGAGCGCCACCCACGGCCAACGGCACGACAACGGCGUGCUGCGAUUGCGGUGGGACCUUUGCAACGCAGAAUUUCGUACAUUAUCAGCAGUACUAUCAGAUGCUAUACCGCCAAAUGCCGGCAAUUACUGCAACACCAUUCGCACACCGGCCACAGACCACUGCACCGACACAGACGGAGGCCGAGAGCCAUGGAAAGAAGAAGCGCUUGCGCAAGCCACGCUACGCCAAGUAUGUGGAGCUGCUGGAGGUCACUGAGCAGACCGCCAGCGAACGAAAGUCGCGCGUUAAGCGCCUCAAGUCGAAGAAGCUGGCCGAGUUCAUACAGAAAACCCAAAUGCAAAUACUGGAGAAGCGGGCCCGGGAAGAAAAACGCGGCUUGAAGAAGGGCAAAGUCGGCCUGGAGCUGGACAUGUCCCAGCGGCAGCCCGUGGAGUAUCAGAAAAUCGACAUGGAGGCACUGGAUGGGUCCAUUUUGGAGUCUGGCAUAUACGAUGACCGGCCUAUGCUCUUCUUUGGCAAGGACGAGUACACAAAACAAAUCAUCGCGAGACCCGAAGAGGUGCAAAACAUCCUCAAGAGUUUUCACAACUUUCGCGAUAUCAUCGAGAGCAUGGGGAGUGAGCAGCAGGAAGCCGAUUUCGGCCUCAGUGCACCCAAGCCCGUGGACGAGCUGGAAGUGGUGGAUCCCUUUGAGACCAUAGAACCCUACAUCAAUCCUUUAGACAAAAUCAGACCCGCUGUCACAGCUGUCGUUGUGCCCAACGCCAGCUCAGUUACAGCCAAGUCCAAAAAGCGAUUCAAGUCAAAGGUUCACGUGAAUGAGGAGCAGGAGCGUCUGAGCAAGCAGCGAGCAUUGCAAAUCAAUUUGCAUACCUAUUUGAAUGUCUGUGUCUCCGCCAAUAUGCUGAGUCGAGCCCUGUCCACCAUCAUUGCGUAUCGCAGCCGGAUCAAGAAGAGCUCGAGUCCACGUCUGACCGAAGGCCUCCUCACGAUUGAUCUCUACAACAUCUUGCUGCAUGGGUAUGCGAGCAAGGGAUCCUUCGAGCGCUUCGAAGAUAUCUUUAAGCUGCUCGAAGAGGAUGGCUUGACGUUCAAUGAACAAACCUAUGCGGCCAUCUUCGAGUGUUUGGGUCGUUUAGAACCAGACGAACAGAACCAGCAGAAGCUGUCCCAGUACAUAUCCCAAGCUGAGGAUGAAGGCUUCACUUUGAACCAGAUUAUGGAUAAGUCUAAGUUCGUUGCCGAUCAACGUGACAUUGCCCUGGAUGCACUACGUCGGAUUCGUCCCAAUUUCACGCCUGUCUAUGUGCCGCCGCUACUGGGAUAUGACAACGAGCUUCUGAAUCAUCUGAACGAUCAUGUACUACCAGUGGGCGCAGAUACUGAAGCGAGAACAACGGAUGCAGACUGCUCCAUUAUGAAUUCGAAGAGGGGUUAUAGCAAAGCGAAACUAGAGCAACUCGCUCGCGAUCAGCUGAAAGUAGAACUAGACGGCUGCAUCACCAUCAAAUCGAUCGAGAAAACCAAAGAGUUUGCCAAUGCUGAUAAAUGCCGCGAACGACUGAAGGAGCUGGAGCAGAGUUGGCGUAAACAAAUCUCGACAGCUAUUGUACGCGACCUCAACACGUUGCGUGCCCAAGUACGCUUCAAGCCGCAUGGCUACAUGAACUACUACACAUAUCUGAAGUCCCUGGACACCGCACAUUUUGCCGACAUACUCAUCAAGGAGCUGUACAAGCUGGGCGAGGGUUCGGAGACGUUUAGUCCGACGGUGGGGCAGCUGUACAAGGAGCUUGGCGAGAAGGUGCAGCAACGCUAUCAGAUCGAACAGAAGAAGCACAACGGCACGCUUGAGAAGGUCGGUGAGAUUUACAGUUCCUAUUGCGAUCUCUGGGACAGUGGCAAUACCCAGGACAAUGCACGACAGGCGUGGCAGCGUCUGGUGCACGAGCAGAGGGAGAGCGGACCCAGCAUGGAUCUGCCCGAGGUUCCAUGGCCGUCGAACGUGCUGGCCGGUGUGGGUCGAUUUCUAUACAACAUUCUGAUGCGCGACAUCAAGAUCGAUCCGCACAUAAUGCGUCAGAAGAGUAAAUCGAAGACCACCUCAUCACAGAACCUGCUUCCCGCCUUCUACACAUUGUUCCGCAAUCAGGGUCGCCUCGUUAAAGAGGAGGUGAAGCCGCACCCGGUGCUCUCGAGAUUACUGCGUGGCUCGCGACAGCAGACUCUCACCUUUGACUCCAAUCUGGUGCCGAUGCUGUGUCCCCCGCAACCCUGGAGUACGCCCCACAAUGGUGGUUACCUGCUAAAUAAAUCCGAGUUGAUUAGACUGCCACAUCAGGCCAUUCAGCAGUGGGAGCGGAUACGGGCCUCGAAUCCGCAGCAUCUCUACCCUGCAUUGGACUCGCUCAACCAACUGGCCAGCGUUCCGUGGCGCGUGAACACCCAGCUGCUGGAUGUCAUCAUCGAGGUAUUCCAGAAUGGUGGCGAUGCCAAGCUGGACGUGCCCCAGCCGCCCACUUCCCUGCCGCCGCUGCCAACCAUCCUCAAAAACAGCGAGGGCAGUGGCGUCUCCAAUGCGGAUCUCGCCAAGCAAUUCCGCGAGAAGCUCGGCCAUCGACGGAAGAAGGCCGAGAUGUACAGUCUGUGGUGCGAUGCCCUCUACAGGUUGUCCCUGGCCCAACAUUACCGCGACAAGGUCUUCUGGCUGCCGCACAACAUGGACUUCCGAGGACGCGUCUAUCCUGUGCCGCCACAUCUCAACCAUUUGGGUUCGGAUCUGGCUCGUUCGAUGCUCAUCUUCGAUCAGGCCCAGCCGCUGGGCGUCGAUGGAUUUAGUUGGCUCAAGCUGCACUGCAUCAAUCUGACCGGCCUCAAGAAGCGCGACUCGGUACGCGAGCGUCUGCUGUAUGCGGAGGAGAUAAUGCCGGAGAUACUGGACUCGGCGGAUAAUCCUCUCACCGGUGGCAUGUGGUGGGCCAAGUCGGACGCACCGUGGCAGACGUUGGGCUGCUGCAUGGAGAUAGCCAAUGUACAUCGUUGCCCCGAUCCAGCCGCCUAUAUGAGUCGUUUUCCCAUUCAUCAGGAUGGCUCCUGCAACGGGCUGCAACAUUAUGCAGCUUUGGGUCGUGACAAAGCGGGCGCCUACAGCGUCAACCUGGCACCGUCGCCCAUACCGCAGGAUGUGUACAGUGCAGUGGCCACGCUGGUGGAGCGCGGUCGGAAAGCCGAUGCCCAGAACGGACUGCAUGUGGCCGAGGCGCUGGCUGGAUUCGUGCGCCGUAAGGUUAUCAAGCAGACGGUGAUGACUACAGUCUAUGGUGUGACCCGCUACGGGGCCCGACUGCAGAUAGCGCGACAGCUGAAGGACAUCGAUGACUUCCCCAAGGACUGGGUGUGGCCGGCGUCAACUUACCUAACGACCAAGACGUUCGAGAGUCUACGUGAGAUGUUCACAUCGACGCGAGAGAUCCAAGACUGGUUCACGGAGUGUGCGCGUCUCAUUUCGGGCGUGUGCAGCCAGAACGUGGAGUGGAUCACCCCGCUGGGCCUGCCCGUGGUGCAGCCGUACAACCGGCAGGAGAUAAAACACACCUCACGUACCGGACUGCGCGUCAACGCCAACAUGUCCAUGGACAUGUACGAACGGCCCAACAUCCUCAAGCAGAAGAACGCCUUUCCGCCCAACUUUAUCCACUCACUGGACUCGUCCCACAUGAUGCUCACCUCGCUACACUGCGAGCGGAAGGGCAUCACCUUUGUGUCCGUGCACGACUGCUUCUGGACGCAUGCCUGCACUGUGCCCGAGCUGAAUCGCAGCUGCCGGGAGCAGUUUGUGGCACUCCACUCGCAGCCAAUUCUCGAACAACUCUCGGACUUUAUGCGGAACACGUACAGCUUCAAGGACAACGACUUCACUAACGAUGGCUCCGUGGAGGAUCUCUCCAAGCGCCAGCUGAAUCGCACCCUCAAGCAACUGCCUCAAAAGGGGGACUUUGAACUGCGCAACGUACUCGACUCGAUCUACUUCUUCAGCUAGGAUAUGGUUAUUCCCACUAAAGCUACACGUACAAACAACAAACAACAACAGUGCCUAAUUUUAAUUCUAUUCAUUAGCUCUACGCAAUAUUACUACAUAUUUAAUUUGUUGAAAAAUUCGGCCUUUGAUACCAAAAAACAAACAAAAAAAAAACCAACGAGAUCGUCGAGUGGAUCGAUGCCAAAUGUGAUUUUGUAAACUGCUUAUUAAAAUUAUUCCUUUUAAUUGUUUAAAA
This is a messenger RNA of Drosophila persimilis, 4411 nucleotides long. RefSeq names its product DNA-directed RNA polymerase, mitochondrial (gene mtRNApol). The coding region runs from base 85 to 4176 and encodes 1363 amino acids. Lineage: Eukaryota; Metazoa; Arthropoda; Insecta; Diptera; Drosophilidae. Gene Ontology annotation, molecular function: mitochondrial promoter sequence-specific DNA binding; protein binding; DNA-directed RNA polymerase activity. Gene Ontology annotation, biological process: mitochondrial transcription. The transcript is spliced from 8 exons. The record is from RefSeq and is a predicted model, not a curated record. Gene Ontology annotation, cellular component: mitochondrial DNA-directed RNA polymerase complex.